This is a messenger RNA of Beta vulgaris subsp. vulgaris (sugar beet), 1199 nucleotides long. Its product is annotated as chlorophyll a-b binding protein, chloroplastic. The record is from RefSeq and is a predicted model, not a curated record. Gene Ontology annotation, biological process: response to light stimulus; photosynthesis, light harvesting in photosystem I. NCBI's taxonomy places the organism in Eukaryota, Viridiplantae, Streptophyta, Magnoliopsida, Caryophyllales, Amaranthaceae. Gene Ontology annotation, cellular component: chloroplast thylakoid membrane; plastoglobule; chloroplast envelope. The coding region runs from base 58 to 864 and encodes 268 amino acids. The transcript has a single exon.
AAUAAGCUUAAACAUUAACUACUUCACUUCCUAAACUUGACAUCCUCAUAUUGUAAAAUGGCUGCUUCCACAAUGGCUCUUUCUUCACCCUCCCUUGCUGGAAAGGCCGUCAAACUGGGCCCAACCGCCUGGGAAAUUCUUGGUGAGGGAAGAGUGACCAUGAGGAAGACUGGUGGGAAAACCAAGCCAGCAGCUUCAUCAAGCAGCCCAUGGUAUGGCCCUGAUCGUGUUAAGUAUUUGGGUCCAUUCUCUGGUGAGGCACCAUCUUACCUCACUGGUGAAUUUCCUGGUGAUUACGGAUGGGACACUGCUGGACUCUCAGCUGACCCAGAAACCUUUGCCAAGAACCGUGAGCUUGAGGUGAUCCAUUGCAGAUGGGCCAUGUUGGGCGCAUUAGGUUGUGUAUUCCCAGAGUUGUUAGCCCGCAAUGGUGUUAAGUUUGGCGAGGCUGUUUGGUUCAAGGCAGGAUCACAAAUCUUUAGUGAGGGUGGACUUGACUACUUGGGUAACCCAAGUUUGGUACACGCACAAAGUAUUCUUGCUAUUUGGGCUUGCCAGGUUAUUUUGAUGGGUGCCGUUGAGGGCUAUCGUGUUGCAGGUGGUCCACUUGGUGAGGUGGUAGAUCCACUUUACCCUGGUGGUAGCUUUGAUCCAUUGGGCUUGGCUGAUGACCCAGAGGCCUUCGCCGAAUUGAAGGUGAAGGAGAUUAAGAAUGGUAGGUUGGCCAUGUUUUCGAUGUUCGGAUUCUUUGUUCAAGCUAUUGUUACUGGUAAAGGUCCAUUGGAGAACCUUGCCGACCAUCUCGCUGACCCAGUUAACAACAAUGCAUGGGCAUUUGCAACUAACUUUGUUCCCGGCAAGUAAAGUGAAGUAGUCGCAUGUCGCAUGAAAUAUCAAAAUCAUUUACCUGCUGAUGGAUCAUGGAUGGGAAUAGGAGGCCACAAAUUGCAGCUUUAUGUGGAUGGAGUAUGUUCUUAUUGUUCGUUGUGAAUUCUGAUACAUUAGAGCUUCAAAAGUAUCAUUUUCUCAUGUAAUUUGUAAUUGUGGUAGGUAAUACAUUUGGCUACAAAUUGUGGUAGGUAACAAGGUUAUUAACAGAAUGAUUGGGAUAAUGAUUUUGGAAUCUCCACUUUUAUAAUGUAAAUAUCUACAUUCGCUACUAAAUUAUUCGAGGAAAAGAGUUAAUUCUGUUGUUUUCA